GAGGGGCCGGCGCGCGCCCGCGCGGGGGCUGCCCCAUGGUGCAGCGGGGUCCGGGAUGUCGAAGACGCUGAAGAAGAAGAAGCACUGGCUCAGCAAGGUGCAGGAGUGCGCGGUGUCCUGGGCCGGGCCCCCGGGCGACUUGGGCGCCGAGAUCCGCGGCGGCGCGGAGCGCGGCGAGUUCCCCUACCUGGGGCGGCUCCGCGAGGAGCCCGGCGGGGGCACCUGCUGCGUCGUGUCGGGCAAGGCGCCCAGCCCCGGGGAUGUGCUGCUGGAGGUGAACGGGACGCCCGUCAGCGGGCUCACCAACCGGGACACCUUGGCUGUCAUCCGCCACUUCCGCGAGCCCAUCCGUCUGAAGACCGUGAAGCCAGGCAAAGUCAUUAAUAAAGAUUUGCGGCAUUACCUGAGCCUUCAGUUUCAAAAAGGAUCAAUUGACCACAAACUGCAGCAAGUGAUCAGAGAUAAUCUCUACCUGAGAACCAUUCCAUGCACUACAAGGGCCCCCAGGGAGGGGGAAGUCCCAGGGGUGGACUAUAAUUUCAUUUCUGUGGAGCAGUUCAAAGCCCUGGAGGAGAGUGGAGCACUGUUAGAAAGUGGAACUUACGACGGAAACUUCUAUGGAACUCCUAAGCCUCCAGCAGAACCCAGCCCUUUCCAGCCAGAUCCGGUUGAUCAGGUCCUCUUUGAUAAUGAGUUUGACACAGAAUCCCAAAGAAAACGAACUACAUCUGUCAGCAAGAUGGAAAGGAUGGACAGCUCUCUGCCUGAGGAGGAAGAAGAUGAGGACAAGGAAGCCAUAAAUGGCAGUGGAAACACAGAAAACAGAGAGAGGCAUUCUGAGUCAUCUGACUGGAUGAAGACUGUUCCAAGUUAUAACCAAACAAAUAGCUCCAUGGACUUUAGAAAUUAUAUGAUGAGAGAUGAAAAUUUGGAACCACUGCCCAAAAACUGGGAAAUGGCCUACACUGACACAGGAAUGAUCUACUUCAUUGACCACAAUACCAAGACAACCACCUGGUUGGAUCCUCGUCUGUGUAAGAGAGCCAAAGCCCCCGAAGACUGUGAAGAUGGAGAGCUUCCUUAUGGCUGGGAGAAAAUAGAAGACCCACAGUAUGGCACGUACUAUGUUGAUCACCUUAACCAGAAAACUCAGUUUGAAAAUCCAGUGGAGGAAGCCAAAAGGAAAAAGCAGUUAGGACAGUCUGAAAUUGGGUCUUCAAAACCAGAUGUGGAAAAAUCACACUUUACUCGAGAUCCAUCCCAACUUAAAGGUGUCCUUGUUCGAGCCUCACUGAAAAAAAGCACAAUGGGGUUUGGUUUUACUAUUAUUGGUGGAGAUAGGCCCGACGAGUUCCUGCAGGUGAAAAACGUGCUGAAAGAUGGCCCUGCAGCUCAGGAUGGGAAAAUCGCUCCAGGUGAUGUUAUUGUAGACAUCAAUGGCAACUGUGUCCUUGGUCACACGCAUGCAGAUGUUGUUCAGAUGUUUCAGUUAGUACCUGUAAACCAGUAUGUAAACCUCACGUUAUGUCGUGGCUAUCCACUUCCUGAUGACAGUGAAGAUCCUGUUGUGGAUAUUGUUGCUGCUACCCCUGUCAUCAAUGGACAGUCCUUAACUAAGGGAGAGACUUGCAUGACCACUCAGGACUGUAAGCCAGGAGGACUGGUUCUGGAGCAGAAUGGAAAAGCAGGACACACCUCUAUGAGUGAUCACCUCAAUGGUCCAUCUGAUCCAAGCGAGCAUAGAGCAUCCCUGGCAUCGUCAGGCAGCUCCCAGCCCGAACUCGUGACUAUCCCUUUGGUUAAGGGCCCUAAAGGCUUUGGCUUUGCAAUUGCUGACAGCCCUACUGGACAAAAGGUGAAAAUGAUAUUGGAUAGCCAGUGGUGCCAAGGCCUUCAGAAAGGGGAUAUAAUUAAGGAAGUUUACCAUCAAAACGUGCAGAAUUUAACACAUCUCCAAGUGGUAGAAGUGCUGAAGCAGUUUCCAGUGGGUGCGGAUGUACCGCUGCUUAUCUUAAGAGGAGGUCCUCCUUCACCGACUAAAACUGGCAAACUGAAAACAGACAAAAAGGAAAAUUCAGGAAGUUUGGAGACUGUAAAUGAGCCCAUCCCCCAGCCUAUGCCUUUUCCACCCAGCAUUAUCAGGUCAGGAUCCCCGAAAUUGGAUCCUUCUGAGGUCUACCUGAAAUCUAAGACUUUAUAUGAAGAUAAACCACCAAACACCAAAGACCUUGACGUAUUUCUUCGGAAACAGGAAUCAGGAUUUGGCUUCAGGGUUCUAGGAGGAGAUGGACCUGACCAAUCUAUCUACAUCGGGGCCAUUAUCCCCCUGGGAGCAGCUGAGAAGGAUGGUCGGCUGCGUGCAGCUGAUGAACUGAUGUGCAUCGAUGGAAUUCCUGUUAAGGGGAAAUCACACAAACAAGUCUUGGACCUGAUGACCACUGCUGCUCGAAAUGGCCACGUGUUACUAACUGUCAGAAGGAAGAUCUUCUAUGGAGAAAAACAACCUGAGGAGGACAGCUCUCAAGCCUUCAUUUCAACACAGAAUGGAUCCCCCCGCCUGAGCCGAGCAGAGGUGCCCACCAGGCCCGCUCCCCAGGAGGCCUACGAUGUUGUCUUGCAACGGAAAGAAAAUGAAGGAUUUGGUUUUGUCAUCCUCACUUCCAAAAGCAAACCACCUCCAGGAGUUAUUCCUCAUAAAAUCGGCCGAGUCAUAGAAGGAAGCCCAGCUGAUCGGUGUGGAAAACUGAAGGUUGGAGACCACAUCUCGGCAGUGAACGGACAGUCCAUUAUUGAACUGUCCCACGACAGCAUCGUUCAGCUGAUCAAAGACGCAGGUGUCACUGUCACGCUGACAGUCGUUGCUGAAGAAGAGCACCACGGCCCACCAUCUGGAACAAACUCUGCCAGGCAAAGCCCCGCAAUGCCGCACAGAGCCCUGGGACAGACGCAGGCCAACCAUGUUCCUGGAGACAGAACUGCCCUGGAAGGUGAAAUGGCAAAGGAUGCUUCCGGCUCUUACAGACAUUCCUGGUCUGACCACAAGCACCUCGCACAGCCUGACACCGCUGUGAUUUCAGUGGUCAGCAGUCGGCAUAGUCAGAGCCUGGGCUGCUACCCGGUGGAGCUGGAGCGCGGCCCCCGGGGCUUCGGGUUCAGUCUGCGAGGUGGGAAGGAAUACAACAUGGGGCUGUUCAUCCUCCGCCUCGCUGAGGACGGCCCGGCCAUCAAGGACGGCAGGAUUCACGUUGGUGACCAGAUUGUUGAAAUCAACGGGGAACCUACACAAGGCAUCACACAUACUCGAGCAAUUGAGCUUAUUCAGGCUGGUGGGAAUAAAGUUCUUCUUCUUUUGAGGCCAGGAACUGGCUUGAUACCUGACCAUGGUGACUGGGACGUUAAUAACCCUUCAUCUUCCAGUGUGAUUUAUGACGAACAGUCACCAUUUCCCCCAGCUGCACAUUCUGCUUCCGUAUUUGAAGAGUCUCACGUGCCAGUAACUGAAGAUUCUCUAGUGAGAGUUCAGAUGUGUGAAAAGGCAGAAGAAUUAAAGGACACUGUACCUGAAAAGAAAAGCACUUUAAAUGAAAAUCAGCCUGAGAUAAAGCAUCAGUCUCUUCUCCAGAAAAAUGUGAAUAAGCGGGAUCCACCCAACAGUUAUGGGCACAGUGACAAGAAAAAUCUACUAAGAGUAGAAAAUGGUGUUACACAAAGAGGUCGAUCUGCCAGUCCCAGAAAGCCAGCUCAUCGCUAUUCAGAGGAACAUUUGGAAAAGAUUCCUAGUCCUCUAAAAAAUGACCCCAAAAGAAGACCCAGGGAUAGAUCACUCAGCCCUAGAAAAAGGUGUCAGAUCGACACCAAUGUAGGUUCUGGACAAAAUCAUUACAGAAAAAGCAGAGGACGCUCUUCUAGCCCAAAGAAGCAGCAAAAAACUGAAGGAAGCAAGGACUUGUCAAAUGCUGAAGCCAAAUUACUCGAAGGUGAGAGUCGCAGAGUAGCAGGCCGCGCUAGUGACAAUGCUGAGCAGCUCCCAGAUGGGAAAGAAAGAUCAAGUGUGAUCAGCAAAGACGUGAAGCAGAGCCAGCUGGGAAAAGACAGAGCAAGGUCUCCAGAGAAAAAGAGCAAGAGAAUGGAUGAAAAGUCUCCUGCCUCCCAAAAGGCUAGCAGCACUGCCAGUAGAGCAGUGUCUGAAAAUGAAAAAGGGAAGAAAGCAACCAUAGGAGAAACACGUUCUGGUAAAGAUAAAACAGGAGGAAAUGUCCAAAUAGCAGAAAAAAAGCUGAAACAGGAACCAGAUGAGAGGAUGGUAUUCAAUAAAACAGAAGAUCACAAAGGGAAAGAGCUAGAGACAGCGGACAAAUGCAAAGAGAGUGAGAGGUUCAAACCUGAAAGCAGCUCUCCAGUUAAGAAAACACCAAUAACUCCCGGGCCCUGGAAGGUGCCGAGUGCAAAUAAAGUCACAGGCACGACUGGCAUGGCUGAGAAACGGUUGUAACCUUUAGCAUAAAACAAAGAAAAACAAGUUGUAAUCUUUUCUUAGUAAAAAGCAUUUUUCCAAGAAGUCUUUUUUUUUUUGCAGAAAUUGUGAAACACCUAAGUACAUUUUAAUUUGCACAUCAAGUUUCUAGGCUGCAUGAAGGGCCUUUAGGAUUGCUAAGAACCGGCCGUCCCUGGCUGGCUGCCCUCCCUCGCUCAGGAAGGAGCUGCGCCCCGCGCUCGGCUGACCUGCCCUGCGCGUCUCCGUGAGUGUCUGACAAGCGACACGUUGAUACCAACAAUGCUGUCGUAACUCACUUUGUAUUUGUGCCAAGUUACCUACUGUAUCGCCUGUUUUAUCCUUCUCACUCAGAUAUUCCCGAAAUCCCAGUAGGUUUGGCUUGGAAGUUGGUGUUCUCAAUAGCAUGUUGCAUGUUUACAGAGAGAAAUAUCUGAGUCCUUGCAGACGAGAUUGUUAGCUUAUCAAACUAACAACUACUGAUGGAGCCCCAGCUUAAAAGUAAAACUCCCAAGCAUCGUUAAUUUAAAGCAAAAGGUCAAAUAGUAAUGCUUUCUUAUAGCUUUUUAUUUUCAUUUGGCUGGAUAACGUAUUUGAAAGUAACUGUUACAGAUACAACAACUGAAUGUUCAAAAUGAGAAAGUCCUUCUAAGCAGCAGAGUUCACCUCUCGGCUUGUUAACCAAACAGUACUGCAUCUCAGGUCACCUUUUGUCAUUGUGAAGCCACAGAGCACCAUGCAGAAGAGUACUGCUUACUGUUCUUCAGAGGGAAACUGCCCAUGACCUAUUCCUGGACACUUGGAGUGAUCUCCCACUAAAGUCACCAGUCUUUAAUAGAUACGACAGAUUUGAAGAAUCAGAUUACAUAGAGUGUGUGAGGGACUUAAUCUUGAAACCAGUUUCGCAGUCCAUUGCCACAUGCAGGCCUAGCUCGUGUGUGGAGGCAGAGCCUGGGGGCCUGCCUGGCUGUCAGGACGAGCAUGGUAGACAGUGCGUGCUGGGUCUUUAACCUUUAGUUACAUUAAUUUUCUUAUUGAAAAAUAAGAAAGGGAGAUGAAACAUCUGCUUAGCUUGUACAACUUUUCAGAGUUUUUUUAAAAGUCUAAUUACAGGUGUGUGCUGCAAGAUAUAGUUAACUCCAUAAAAUAGGUCCAGAUUUUACGAACCCCUAAAGCAGCAUUCAGUAGCAUCUAUAAAUAAAGGCACACUUUCAGCGUAAAAAUAUUUUAUGGAGUAUUUAAACACAUUUGUUCUGUCACCCAGAGUUCAUCUCGUUGUUACAAUCAUGUCCAAUGACACAUUAUGUCCAGGUCGAUCCUUCUGCAAAGCUGACUGUGAAACUCAUACAACAGUUGUAUCAGACCCUGUAGAUAGCACACGCUUCCCAGAGUGAGACUUCUGAAAUCCCCUUUCAUCCAGGACUUAUUUACCCAUCUAUUGUAAUUACUUGAAUAGAGCAAAACUAGGAGGCUUGAAUAAAUGCUAAUAAUUUAGUAACAGAAAUGAUUUAUUUUCCCUAUAGUCCACAAUUAGUGAUACAAAUCCUAUUUUUAUCGUUAAUUGUGACAUAACUUUGAUGUCAUAUGUUGUCUGAUGUGGCUCUUCCCUAAGUAACCUGUCACUGUACUGAUUAUAGACUGACUUAGCAAUGUGGCCUUGGAAUGCUGAGCAAAAACAUGGAUGUCCUGGCUGUAAAUGUUUAUAUAUGUACAGUACCUUUAUAUAUACACUUGAGGUUCUGAUUAGAGAAAGAUCUGUAAAUUGCUCGUUAUUUUUUAUAUAGAUAUUAAAAAAAAAAAA
Molecule: messenger RNA, 6293 nt
Organism: Chinchilla lanigera (long-tailed chinchilla)
Lineage: Eukaryota; Metazoa; Chordata; Mammalia; Rodentia; Chinchillidae
Gene: Magi3
Product: membrane associated guanylate kinase, WW and PDZ domain containing 3
Biological process (GO): signal transduction
Cellular component (GO): cytoplasm
Molecular function (GO): protein binding
Source: RefSeq, a predicted model, not a curated record